Spirometra erinaceieuropaei is the source of this 1759-nucleotide messenger RNA. The record is from the annotation of a GenBank genome assembly. Lineage: Eukaryota; Metazoa; Platyhelminthes; Cestoda; Diphyllobothriidea; Diphyllobothriidae.
AUGCUGACGACGAACAUUUUAACUCCAUUGUCCUUCUUCACGAAGCAUCUCGGUUUGUUUAGCUGCCUUUGAUUAAAAGCAGUGUUUCGUAAACUAGCGACUUAUUUAAUGAAAUACGUUCUCAUGGUUUAAGCAGCUCAACUAUUCUACCUUGAUGCAAAUCAAUUCUUGGUCUGUAAAAAUGUACCGGAUUGUAGGAUGAAUUUUAGGAUAUUUGCAUGGACUGUUUGCACGUAGAAGAGCUAAAAGUGGCUGCUAGCGAUCAAAGGUUCAUUUUAUUUUACUUUCUGAACGCUGUUGUAGGCCUUGCGUGGUCCGUAAUAACAUAAAAAAAAUCCUAGGUCCUCUCCCAAUGCACCAUUUUGCAAAUUCUGUCGCAUGAUAUUUUAAAUCUGUGUUGUUUUUAGGUGUCCUCGUCCUUUUACUAAUAGUUCUUGGUCACGUUAUGGCAGUUCCCACGGAUCAUCUUGAGGACGAGGAAGAUGAUGCCCGGCGUUUAGCUUUUGAGCUCUACAAGAGGGGAAUUUUAAAAAUGAGACUUGGAAAGCGCCAGUGGGGUCAAUACACUGCCGGUGAGGAAUCUAAUUUUUAGCCGAUUGGCCUAGCACCUGGUUAUACCGUUGUGUACAACGGCACGUUUUAUAGCUCACGCUCUAAAAAAUGAAUGUUUUGAAAUUGCAAUCGGAAUGCCCACAGGGUGCUUCUAUCAUGGCUGAAAAAAUAAUUCCCUGAUGUCACCUCGGUGUUCUUAAAAGUUAAUUUAAAAGUUAAAUUAAAAGUUAAUUAAAAGUUAAUUUCUUCAGGGGCUCUGAGUUAUGGACUUGUUUGUAAAGUAAAGAUUAUUUGUCUAUUGAAAGUCACUAAACCAAAAUACCAAUACUAACAGAAGUUACGGCGCUGAUCAUAAUUACUUGAGUCUAAUUUCUGAAUAAAUAUUAAAGUAGAGAACUUUUCCCGCAUACCAUUCUGACAAAAUAUCAAUUUACAUUUUUCGGCCGAUAUAGAAUGUGCACCUAAAACAUAAAGGUUUGAGAUAUGUAAAACUAAACAUGACAAAAUGGGCUUUCAAACAAGCCGAUAAUUCUGUAACAGCUUAGCUGGUCAAUGGGCACAUAUACUCGGCAUUUAGACAACAAUGAAAUAUACCGGUCUUAAAACCUAAAAUGCUUAUUAGGGAAGGCUUAGGCAGAUGUUAGGGACUUGCUGUUCACAUUUAUAAGUUUGACUAAUUCGAGGUUUAAACCAGAUGUUUUUCAUUAGAUCUAAUUGUUUUUUAGGCAAAACGGACCAAUGAAUAUUGGAAUUAUAAUUACAACAAAUAUUUCUGACUUGCAUGCCGGCUGGGGUUAUUUCAGAGCAAUACAUAUUGUGCUUUUGGGUGCAAAAAGUGCUCGUUAUUUUAUUUGUAGAGGGCAUUAGUGAUAAAUGCCCCAAAUUGAUGCACAACCAUCAAAUAAUAUUUUGUGAGUAUGUAAAUGGGAGUAGCCGUCUAAUUAUGAAAGUGCGUUGCCUAUGAACACAAAUUUAUUUAGGUUAACAUUUUAAAUGCUAGAUUACCAGACUUUCCUGAUGUUUUCACUUCUUUCAUGCAUACGUUAAUGCAUUCAGGCCACAUGCUCUUCCAAGACAUGUGCUUACGCACUUGUAAUCUCUUGUAGGGAAAGGUGUUGAUGGUGAAUUUACCUCGGACAACGCCGAUGAAGGCGUAUUUGAACCACUGCCAUCCAAAAGACGAAUUCGGGGAAUGCGAAUAGGAUAA